AAAUAACGCCCGAUAGCGGUACCAACAGCCUCAUCGAACGCCUACUCCGUCGCCAAACACUCGAAUCUUUUCGCGGCGCUUCCAUAUCCAAUUCCACCAUGUCGAGCUCGUCGGGCGUGCCAGAGUCUUGGAUCGCAUCCUUCUGCUCCCUCCUGGGACACGAGUAUUUUGCCGAAGUGUCAGAAGAAUUCAUCGAAGAUGACUUCAACCUUACUGGCCUGCAGACCCAGGUCGCCAUGUACAAGGAGGCUCUCGAGAUGAUCCUUGAUGUCGAGCCUGAGGACGAUGAUGACGAGGAGGAGGAGGACGAGGAGGACGAGGAAGACAUGUCCGGUGGCGACGGCAUCAACAAACCCCACGGCGAAAGGAGACAUCACAGCCGCAUCGCGAGCGAUCUUUCUGUGAUCGAGUCCUCGGCCGAGAUGCUGUACGGUCUGAUCCAUCAGCGCUUCAUCUGCUCGCGGGCGGGUAUCCAGCAAAUGUCGGAAAAAUACGAGCUCGGUCACUUCGGCAUCUGCCCACGCACAAACUGCAACCAGACCCGCACGCUGCCCGUCGGCCUCUCGGACACGCCCGGCGAAGACACGGUUAAGCUGUUCUGCCCGUCGUGCCUGGAUGUCUACGUGCCACCAAACAGCCGCUUCCAGACGGUGGACGGUGCCUUCUUCGGCCGCACCUUUGGCGCGCUCUUCCUCAUGACCUUCCCCGAAUACGACUUGACCAAGACCGGCGCUGAGAGCGUUAGCAACCUCACACGAUCCGGCUCUGACGACACCACCGUCAUUAACGGCAUGUACGCGCGCAACAUAGCGCCCGGGCUGGGCAGGGGCAAGAUCUACCAGCCCAAGAUCUACGGUUUCAAGGUGUCAGAAAUCGCGCGUUCCGGGCCACGCAUGCAGUGGUUGCGCAGCAAGCCUGACGACUUGAGCGUGCUGGACGAGGCUCGUCGCUAUGCGGAACAACAAGGGUCGGAUGACGAGGAUGAGAGCAUGGGUGUGAGCAGCAGGACAGCCUCGAGGCGGCGGGGGCCUCCUAGGAGGCAAAAGCAAAACGGGAGUCCGAUGGCGAUCGAACAGAAUGGGGCUGAGUCGGAGCUUUGAGGUUGCGAAGCUGAACUUGGGGGCUUGAAUGGAUAUUGAAAAAAGGAGGAUCACGUUUUGUAGGUAAGGAGUAAGGAAGCGUGUGCGCAAGCAACUGGACAACGGGCUGUUG
Molecule: messenger RNA, 1212 nt
Organism: Neurospora hispaniola
Lineage: Eukaryota; Fungi; Ascomycota; Sordariomycetes; Sordariales; Sordariaceae
Product: casein kinase II subunit beta-1
Exons: 2
Coding region: 99-1100 (333 amino acids)
Biological process (GO): regulation of transcription by RNA polymerase III
Cellular component (GO): cytoplasm; protein kinase CK2 complex; UTP-C complex
Molecular function (GO): protein kinase regulator activity
Source: RefSeq, a predicted model, not a curated record